AAUAACAAGCAGUUGAAAUUUCGGCACUGAACUCUCCUAAUUGUUGUAUUAACUUUUUUCGCCAUCUCUUUAUUCCCAAAAUUACAAGGCAAAUCACUCGAGAGAUUGGAGAACCAUGCACGUCCCGGUUGGUUUUGCGGCGAAAUUGUGGAGUUUCCUCUCGUUUUUGCCCUUCUUCUUCUUGCUCUUGAUCCUUGGCGUUCUUAAAGCGGCAAUUGUUUGUCCACUUGUGGUGGCAAUUAUUGUGGUGGGAAAUUCGUCUGUUAUAAUAGGUCUUUGGCCUGCACACUUUGUUUGGAGCUACUACUGUGUGGUAAGGACCAAGAACGUGGGACUGGUUCUGAAGAUAGUGGUGCUGCUGUUGUUGCCAGUGCCUCUGAUCCUUUGGCCAAUUAUGGGCAUUGUUGGAACAAAAAGCUCUUUGAUAGUUGGCAUGUAUUAUUCUAAGUUUCUGCAUAAAGAUGGUUGUUGGUCAACCCUUGGAGGAAGCUGCACUGUGGUGCAGGAUUUGACUGAUUUUUGCUUCCACUCAUACUUCUCCUUUAUGGAUGAGCUAAUUGAGAUAAUGCCUUUGGAAGAAAAGCCUACAGAAAUAAAGUUGUCAAAAUUGCCAAGUUGCUUUUUGGUGAGCCUGAUUGGUGUCCCAGUAGAUGUUCUUUUGAUUACUGCUGUUGCUCUGUGGAAAAGCCCAUACAUGUUGUUCAGAGGAUGGAAGAGGCUUUUAGAAGACUUGAUUGGCAGAGAAGGACCAUUUUUGGAGACAGUCUGUGUUCCCUUUGCUGGUCUUGCCAUCCUUCUGUGGCCUAUGGCUGUUGUGGGAGCUGUAAUAGGUGCUAUCUUUUCCAGCGUUUUUAUAGGGCUUUAUGGUGGAGUUAUUGUUCACCAGGAAGACUCUUUUUUGAUGGGCCUUGCGUAUAUUAUUUCUGUGGUUUCACUAUUUGAUGAAUAUGUAAAUGAUUUACUCUACUUAAGGGAAGGAAGCUGUCUGCCCAGGCCUAGAUAUAGAAGAAAUCGGAGCCCUGACCUUGAGAGAAAAAACUCCAGGGACAACGAGAACUAUAGUUGGAAGAAUAGAAGGGAAGGCUCAUUUAAUUCGAAGCUUUUCUCAGAUCCAUCAAGAACAUGGAAGUGGAAAGUCAAUCAAUAUAAACCAAUGCAGGUUUGGGAGUGGCUAUUUAAAUCUUGUGAGGUGAAUGGUAGGAUAAUGCUUCGUGAUGGCCUGAUAAAUGUAAAGGAUAUUGAGGAAUACCUUUUGAAGGGUCAUUCUAAGAUACUGAGCAUCAAACUACCCACUUGGACCAUAUUACAGUGUCUCCUAUCAUCAGCAAAGUCCAACUCCUCUGGCUUUAUUAUCUAUGAUGACGUGGAAUUAACAAGUAUCGAUGGGCCAAGGGAUAAAGUUUUAGAGUGGUUUAUUGGCCCUCUACUGAUCAUAAAAGAGCAAAUAAAGAAACUCCAAGUAACAGAAAGUGAAGAACUCUGUCUCAGAAAACUGGUUUUCAGCUGCAAAAAUGACAGGCCUGAAGAUUGGGAUGAAGUGGGAUUUCCAUCAAGUGAUCCUCUGAGAAGAGCGCAGCUGCAAGCCAUAAUAAGAAGACUUCAGGGAAUUGUAGCAUCCAUGUCCAGGAUACCUACCUUUCCUCGUCACUUGAGGAACCUAGUGAAGGUGUUGUACAUAGAGGCAAUUCAAGCAAGUGCUUCUGGUAACCGUUUUGGUGGAAAAUUUAAAUCGCCUUUUAGUGGCUUGAGUUUGUCUAGAAGUGGGGAUCAAAGGAAGUAUAUAGAUGGAACAUUUAAGGAUUCAGAGGAUAAGGGAAAUGAAAAUACUGUAGAUAUAGUAUGAACUUGGUCUUGGUGAAGUUAUUUGUUCCAGGAUGCAGUCUAUGAUUUCAGUACAGGCAGGAGGGAGGAGGGUGAGAUCUAUAUUAUGUUCUUGGAAAAUGAUUGACCACGGAUAUUACAUCAGAGGGAGAGCAUCAACCUUUCAUUUUGCCACUUGCCAUAUUGGGGAGAAGAUUGUCCGUGAAGGUCCAACUAGUUAUUAGCUGAAGUCCAAAGUGCUGCUUGAAAAUGUGAAAAUAGAUGUAAAAGCUUGCCUGGGUUGAUAGGUAAUCCAGAUUUGUGUAUGCUAUGGGAUAUUCCACCUUUCCUCCUAAUAAGUACUCCAAUGGUUUUGUGCGGAUGAGCAUCCUGAAUUCCGACCGCAUAAAAGCUUCUAAUAAUUUUAUGGUUGCGGCAGAUGUAACCUAUGCAUUUUCUUUACAUAUAGAAGAUUUAACAAAGAAAAGACUAGAUCAAGUAUUGAUCUAUUAAGGAA
Molecule: messenger RNA, 2317 nt
Organism: Carica papaya (papaya)
Lineage: Eukaryota; Viridiplantae; Streptophyta; Magnoliopsida; Brassicales; Caricaceae
Source: RefSeq, a predicted model, not a curated record